UGUGUGCGCUUUUUCAGGGACAUUCCUGUGGACUUCAAGUACAUCGCCGAGCCCCAGCAUGCACUCUAUGCCAGCUGUUACACUCUCACCCAAUGGGAAGUGGCUGGCCUGCCAGUCCAUGGACAACCAGAUCCUGAUUUUCGGCGCCCAGAACCGCUUCCGGCUCAACAAGAAGAAGAUCUUCAAGGGACACAUGGUGGCAGGGUACGCCUGCCAAGUGGACUUCUCCCCCGACAUGAGUUAUGUGGUGUCGGGUGAUGCGGACGGGAAGCUGAACAUCUGGGACUGGAAGACCACCAAGCUGUACCACCGCAUCAAAGCGCACGACAAGGUGUGCAUCAGCGCCCUGUGGCACCCCCACGAGACCUCCAAGGUCAUCACCUGCGGCUGGGACGGACAGAUCAAACUCUGGGACUAGACGAGGAGGGAGACGUCGAGGAUGGUGGGAACGAAAGAAAGGGAGAGAGAAAGAAAAAAAAGAAAGAAGGCUACGGAUGGAUGAAGAGAGAAAGGGGGAUAAGGAGAAGAGCACAGAAAGUGAAAGAAAAGGCUGCGGAGGACUAUGAUGAGAAACAGAGAUUGAUUUGCAUAAGGAGACUUUCUGUUUUGUUUUAUUGGUCAUGGCAUCCUCUAGCAGGUGCCCCCUAGCCAGGAGCCUGGUUUUUAUUUAUCCUCCUCCGCUCAGCCCACCUUACUGGCCUUUAGUCUGUCCCUGUUUUGGCUCACUCCUCUCAUUUACUGCUCCUGGUUCCUCUCUUCCAUUCUCCUGUUCUCUCGGUCCUGUGGUUCCUCCUGUUCUCUCGGUCCCAUGGUGCCCUCUCUGGAGUCUAAAGUCAGAGGGGUUUACAGGGCUGGCAUCCAGUUCUGUAGUCUGUAGUUAAUUUUACCCCCUCGUCUCUUCCUCUCCAUCGGCCACACACACACACAAACACAAACAAACACACAAACGCGUGUGCGGAGGGGAGGAGUUGGAGGAGGAGGGGGAAAAGGCUAUUUUUAGGGUUUUGUCUUGUUUGGAUGUUUUUGUUUUAUUUUUUAUCUGUUUUAUUUUCUCUUCAAACAGCAGCUGAUCACGGUCUAAAUUCACAGUCUCUCCUGUCCUCAGAUGACACACACACACACACACACACACACACACACACACACACACACACACACACACACACAACCAGACUGGACUCUGCUUAUGCCAAUAAAACAUUUUGUACAUUUACCUUAA
Molecule: messenger RNA, 1219 nt
Organism: Alosa sapidissima (American shad)
Lineage: Eukaryota; Metazoa; Chordata; Actinopteri; Clupeiformes; Clupeidae
Product: pre-mRNA-processing factor 17-like
Exons: 3
Coding region: 59-418 (119 amino acids)
Biological process (GO): mRNA splicing, via spliceosome
Cellular component (GO): catalytic step 2 spliceosome
Molecular function (GO): mRNA binding; protein binding
Source: RefSeq, a predicted model, not a curated record